Molecule: messenger RNA, 674 nt
Organism: Amphimedon queenslandica
Lineage: Eukaryota; Metazoa; Porifera; Demospongiae; Haplosclerida; Niphatidae
Product: NEDD4-binding protein 2-like
Exons: 7
Coding region: 155-502 (115 amino acids)
Cellular component (GO): nucleus
Molecular function (GO): endonuclease activity
Source: RefSeq, a predicted model, not a curated record
CAGGCAACAGGGAGCAACUGAAGAGAAUGAGGAGGAAGAUACUGAUUUAGAUUACAGUGAUUUAAGAGCUGAAGCAGCAGUUCAUGCCCAGUUGAGAGCCGAAGCGUUUCAAAAAGCAGCUAAAGCAAGAGGAGAGAAACAAGGAGAACUAGCCAUGCACUACGCACAAGUGGGUCAUAAGCACACUGAGAAGAUGAAUGAUGCUAAUAGAAGAGCAGCCAUGAUGACUUAUCGGAUAAAGAAUAAAGGUAGAGAUAAGAACAGUCUUGAUCUACAUUGUCUUCACGUUCAUGAAGCUUUACAAGUACUGGAGGAGCGACUGAUGGAGCCACACAAAAAAGGCGAACAGUUGUUCGUUAUCACUGGGCGUGGCGUCCACAGCAAAGGGCCUCCGAAAGUCAAACCAGCUGUUUGGAAUAGACUGAAGAAAGGAGAAACAAAAUGGAAGUUUUUUGAUAGAGGAGGGAUGAUAGAGAUUAUCUUUUUAAUGGAUAACAAAUGAAAGAAGUUAAUAAUUUGAAAAAAGUUUUAACACAUUAAACAUAUUUCAUGUCUUUUUUUCUUGUGUCUUUUUUCCUCUGCCAUAAUUAUCUCAAUAUCAUUUUAUCACUUUGUUGUCCUUCCCUCCCCUUCCUUAUUUCUUAAUAACUACAUAAUACCAGUUCACCUCUCUA